AUGGCAGCAUCCCUGGACACACUCAGCCUCUCCCAGAUGCUGGAUCUCGCCAUCGGGACGCCCCAGAAGGGGAUCAUUCACUUUGCAGCCAUGAGAAAACUGCUGCAGGCCGUGCUGGAGCACCUGGACGUGCAGUACCUGACCAGCCAGGAGCCGUGGCCGGGCCAGCUCAGUGGCCCCUCACUUGCUGAUGUGGCCACUGAGAUGGAAAAGAUGAAGAAAGAGAUGGGAGACUACAAGAAACACAUGUCCAAGGUUCUUCGUGAGGAGCUUGGUGGGAUAAAGGCAGAACUUUCCCACCUCUCCGAGGAACUGAAGAAGUUCCAGGAGACACAGACCAUGGCUAUGUCCCAGCAUGAAGAAGAAAUUGCAAAGUUAAAGGGUGCCCAGCGUCAUACGGCAGGGGAAAUGAAGAAGAUCCAGAUGUUACGGGACGAGGACAUGGCUCUCAUCCAGGACCUCCGGGAGGAAAUGGACAAGAUAAAGACAACACAGAUCCUCAUGGAGGGAGACAUAAAGAAGAUUAAGGAGUCACUUGUCUUAAUGAAGAAGCUGGAGGAGGACCAUAAAAAGCUGAGGGAGGAUGCAGCCAAGUGGAAAGAAGAGAGCAAGAAGGAGAUCUCUCAGCAAAUUGAGGCUUUGCGUCAGGACACAAAACGUGAGCUGCAGAAGAUGGGAGAGCAGCAGGAGAGGAGGAAUGCCAUGCUGGAGGAGAUGGUGACCGAGACAGCCAACCAGCUGAACGAGCAGGAUCAGGAGCUGCGCCAGCAAAUGGAAGCCAAGUUUCUGCAGAUGGAAAAAGACUACGAGAAACUCAGCUUAGCCUCAGGGAUCCUCCAGAAGCAAUCUCAACAAAAGCAGAAAGAAAUCACGAUGCUGUUCCAGUCUCUGGAGAAGGUGCAGAAGGAGAAGGCAAAUGAGCAGGACGUGAUGGCAGCAAUGGACAUGAAGGCGGACAAAGCUGCCUUGGGCAGCAAAGUCAACUGCAGCCAAUUUGAAGAGAACAUGGAAGAGCUGAAUGAGAGGAUGCAGGAGUUGCAGAGCCAGAUUUCAGGCCAGGAGGAGCACUGGAACAAUAUGCAGCAUCAGUUCAGCGAUGCAAUUGAAGAGAAGCUGGAUCGCCUGGAGCUGAAGGCUUUCCGUAAGCACCUGGACGAGGCCUGGAACAGGAACAUGGAGGAACUUGAGAACAGGCUGUUGCGUGAAAACGCUGCUGGUAUUAAGAAGCAGCUGCCAGUCCCUUUCUCGUGCCUGUCCUGUGACCGCAUGCUCACCGUGCAGGUCCCUGGCCAGUGAGUAGCACCAGUGCAUCGGGGGCAGCGGGGCUGGCAUGGGGGGAGAUGGGUGCCAGCAGUGACCGCUGUGCUGGGCACAGGGUGACAGGGUCUGCUUGGGAGGCCCUGAUGUGGGGAGCCCCUCUGCAGCCCUGCCGGCAGCAGGGGUGUGGGCACUCAUCCCAAGGGCUACAGGCAGCGGGGUACCAUGGGGUACAAUCCUCUGGGUUUGGGGGUGCUGCCUCCAAGA
Molecule: messenger RNA, 1524 nt
Organism: Taeniopygia guttata (zebra finch)
Lineage: Eukaryota; Metazoa; Chordata; Aves; Passeriformes; Estrildidae
Source: RefSeq, a predicted model, not a curated record